AAAUCCAGCUUGCAAAAUGAAAAAUCCCCGUUAUAAAGCACUUCCUAGAGAUUUUGAGCCAUUUAUCUUUAGCAAGAGAGAAGAUAAUGGGUCGGAAUGAGGUUGAGGACAAGGUGGAGAAUAGCAUUGAUCCGGAAGAUGAACAUAAUGGUGAUCCGGGGGACAAAAAGCUCAAACAAGAAGUUGGGGAGACAUCGGUGGAGCGAUUGUUUGAAGAUCAAGAGGUGCCGUCAUGGAGGAAGCAGCUGACCAUGAGAGCCUUCGGGGUGAGCUUCUUCCUGAGCAUACUGUUCACCUUUAUAGUGAUGAAGCUCAACCUCACCACAGGUAUUAUACCUUCCCUCAAUGUCUCUGCUGGUCUCUUGGGGUUCUUCUUUGUCAGGACAUGGACCAAGUUGCUUCAGAAAUCUGGCUUGUUGAAGCAGCCUUUCACCCGGCAGGAAAAUACUGUCAUCCAGACCUGUGUCGUAGCUUCUUCAGGCAUUGCCUUUAGUGGAGGCUUUGGAAGUUACCUCUUUGGAAUGAGUGAACGCAUUUCCAAACAAUCAUCAGAUACUCAUGAUUUCAAAAACCCGUCAUUAGGAUGGAUCAUCGGCUUUCUCUUUGUUGUCAGCUUUCUAGGACUCUUCUCGGUGGUGCCUCUUCGAAGGAUUAUGAUCAUAGACUUCAAACUGACGUAUCCCAGUGGUACUGCCACUGCUCAUCUCAUCAACAGCUUCCACACUCCUCAUGGAGCAAAAUUAGCGAAGAAACAAGUGAGAGCGUUGCGAAAAUUUUUCACCUUCAGCUUUUUAUGGGGUUUCUUUCAAUGGUUCUACACUGCUGGAGAAGACUGUGGAUUUUUACACUUCCCUUCACUAGGGCUCAAGGCAUAUAAUUAUAAAUUUUAUUUUGAUUUCUCCGCAACAUAUGUUGGAGUCGGAAUGAUUUGCCCCUAUAUCAUAAAUGUAUCAGUGCUGGUGGGAGGGAUUCUUUCUUGGGGUCUGAUGUGGCCUCUCAUAGAAAAUAGGAAGGGUGACUGGUAUUCUGCAAGCCUCCCACCAAAUAGCAUGAAUGGUCUUCAAGCUUACAAGGUAUUUAUCGCCAUAGCCUUGAUCCUGGGUGAUGGUUUAUAUAACUUUCUCAAGGUUCUAAGUCAAACCAUCUUAGGCUUGUCUCAUCAGCUCCUGACCAAAAAAAUGAGCUCUGAUCUCCCUGUUGCAGACCAUUCUUCACCUAUGAGCUCUCAGCUCUCAUAUGAUGACAAGCGUCGCAGCCAACUCUUUCUCAAAGAUCAAAUUCCCACAUGGUUUGCCAUUGGAGGUUAUGUUGCUAUUGCUGCAAUCUCUAUGGGCACUCUUCCACUUAUCUUUCACCAACUCAAAUGGUAUUACAUACUGGUCAUCUAUAUAUUUGCACCCACAUUGGCUUUCUGUAAUGCCUAUGGUUGUGGACUCACUGAUUGGUCCCUUGCAUCCACCUAUGGAAAGCUGGCCAUCUUUACCAUCGGAGCAUGGGCUGGUGCUUCACAUGGUGGAGUACUUGCAGGCCUAGCAGCUUGUGGAGUUAUGAUGAACAUCGUCUCGACAGCCUCUGACCUAAUGCAGGAUUUUAAGACUGGUUACUUAACACUGGCUUCACCACGUGCCAUGUUUGUGAGUCAACUAAUUGGCACAUCAAUGGGUUGUGUAAUUGCGCCUUCUGUGUUUUGGCUCUUUUACAAUGCUUUUGAAGACAUUGGAGUUCCUGGAAGUGAAUAUGCUGCACCAUAUGCUAUUAUGUUCCGUAACAUGGCUAUUGUGGGGGUUGAGGGCUUCUCAAGUCUACCAAAGAAUUGCCUUCUCCUUUGUUACGUGUUCUUUGGUGCAGCCAUUCUGAUAAAUUUGAUAAGAGAUAGAGUGGAUAAGAAGUGGGGAAGGUACAUUCCACUUCCAAUGGCAAUGGCAAUACCCUUCUACAUAGGACCAUAUUUUGCCAUUGACAUGUGUGUUGGAAGCUUAAUACUGUUCAUCUGGGAGAAGAUAAACAAGAGCAAGGCUGAUGCUUUUGGUCCUGCAGUAGCAUCUGGCUUGAUCUGUGGGGAUGGGAUAUGGACUUUGCCUGCUUCUAUCCUUGCUCUGGCUGGUGUCAAGCCACCGAUUUGUAUGAAGUUCUUGUCGCGAGGCAGUAAUGCUAAGGUGGAUAAGUUCUUAUCACCACAUGGCUAAGUUUAUCAUGUGAUAUAUCAAUGUGAAGUCUUAAAGCCAGAGCAUAAAAGGACUUGUAAAAUAUCCCUGAUGCCUCUCUUUCAUUUUCUUUUUCUCUCUCUCUUUCUGGUGUGUAUACAAAUCUAGUAAAGCAGUCACAGAUGUGAUCAAGGAAAAAUGUGUUUGUCAUAUUACAAUAUCAAGGAGGUGUAAAUAGUCGCUUCUUCUUUUA
Juglans microcarpa x Juglans regia is the source of this 2397-nucleotide messenger RNA. Its product is annotated as probable metal-nicotianamine transporter YSL7. The record is from RefSeq and is a predicted model, not a curated record. NCBI's taxonomy places the organism in Eukaryota, Viridiplantae, Streptophyta, Magnoliopsida, Fagales, Juglandaceae. The transcript is spliced from 6 exons. Bases 87 to 2186 code for a protein of 699 amino acids. Gene Ontology annotation, cellular component: membrane. Gene Ontology annotation, molecular function: oligopeptide transmembrane transporter activity.